UGUUUUCUGACACUAUUUCCUUCAGGUUUUGACCUAAGACACGUUUUUUCGAAAAUUUUUGCUGAUUUUCAAAUUUUUUAUUGCAAGUGUUAUAUUUUUUUUAAAGCGCUCGGCCAGCCGCAUCGAAUAGGCUGUAUUUUAAUAGUUAGCAUCAUAAUUUUAAAAAUUACAUUUUUUGGCGUUUUGUUAUUUUUCCAAAUUUUUUCUUUUUUUUUACGGUUUUAUUUUUUCAAUUUUUUCUUUCGUUUAUGUUUAAUUUUAAUUAUUUAAAUAUCUUUUAUUAUUCUUUGUUUGUUUUUAGUGUAGUUGUUUUGUUUUAGCCCGCUAUGAGGGUUUAUAAUGAAAAUUUGCCGUUAUUGGGAUCGGAAAUUGCAAUUAUUUUCCGUUAUGAGAUGGAAAAUUGCCCGUCAACCUUUUAGAAGGCCAAGAAGCCAGAUUUCUUCCUUUUUCAGUUUGUUUUUUAGUUUUUAUUCUUUGCGCAUAAUUUAA
Messenger RNA from Meloidogyne enterolobii, 489 nucleotides. The record is from the annotation of a GenBank genome assembly. NCBI's taxonomy places the organism in Eukaryota, Metazoa, Nematoda, Chromadorea, Rhabditida, Meloidogynidae.